CGUCGCCCAAGCCCACCACUCCCCGGUUGGACGCUGAGACAUUACAGCACGCAGUCGCUGGCUUACGCAAGACCGAGCACGGUCGAUCGUUACAAGGUGACAUCGAGAAUUUAUCCAAUGGACGAUUGGACGGAACGGAUCAACAAUUGUCUCGACGACAUUGGCCGAACAGCUCGUUCGAUGUCACGUUGGAAGGAAAUCAAACCGGAGCGACGUUUCAUGCUUCGUCCAAUGAUACCUGUGUCCCUAUGCCGGUCAGGAACAUUUAUCGAAACUCCGAUGCGCUAAAUAACACAUUAUAUACUGAACGGUCACCAUUUCAACAACAAUCACAAACUAUGCCAUUCUCAUCUUAUCAUAGUAAUCAUCAACAAUCACGAACUACGCCAUUUUCAUCUUAUCAUAGUAAUCAGCAACAAUCACAAACUACGUCAUUUCCAUCUUAUCACAGUAAUCAACAACAAUAUUCGUUUUCUCAAUAUCAAAGCAGCAAUGAAACAAUACCUAAUGAAAUACCGUAUAUCACGAAUCCGAAAUCGUAUAUUCGAGCAUACGCAACACAAACACCAGCUUAUACAGUAAUGGAUGUGCCAGGAGACGCCUAUCAGGGUGUUAACAAUAAUUAUCAUAACACAGGACGACAUGUACCAUACAGUAAUAUCAAUAAAUCUUACCAAUUUGUUAAAGACCUGCGAGAUCAAAGUUUAACGAAAACGCAACGUAUCGCAAAUCAAUUCCAGCAAUCGCAACUUCGCGAUCUACCAGCACCACAAAGCAUGGGAAGUAUCUAUGAACAAAAGGAACGUCUUGGUCGUGAUCAGAUUGAUUUACUGAUUCGUGACAUGGAAUGGAAGCUAAGAACCGGUGCAGAAGAUAAGUGCUGUAAAUGUGGUGGAAGUAUAAGUAAUGAUCGUCCUGGUUGUACAGCAAUUGGUGAAAUGUUUCAUAUAACAUGCUUCACAUGUAAGGAAUGUAAUAAACAACUUGCUGGUGGAUCAUUUUAUAAUGUUGAUGGGCAACCACUUUGUGAGGAUGAUUAUGUGAAGUCAUUAGAAAAAUGUGGCAAUUGCGGUAAACCGAUUACGGAGAAGCUAUUACGUGCAACCGGUAGUGCUUAUCAUCCAGAUUGUUUCGUAUGUACCGUUUGCAAAAAAUGCUUGGAUGGAGUUCCGUUUACCGUUGACUCAACCAAUAAAGUACACUGUGUCGUGUGUUUCCAUGAAAAAUUUGCUCCACGAUGUGCAGUAUGCUUGAAACCAAUCGUACCCGAAGAAGGUCAAGAAGAAUCAGUACGAGUUGUUGCGAUGGAUAAAAGUUUUCAUGUAAAUUGCUAUCGAUGCGAAGAUUGCAACAUACAAUUAAGUUCCAAAAUUGAAGGACAAGGGUAA
Loa loa (African eye worm) is the source of this 1388-nucleotide messenger RNA. Its product is annotated as CBR-ZYX-1 protein. The record is from RefSeq and is a predicted model, not a curated record. The annotation marks the transcript as partial. NCBI's taxonomy places the organism in Eukaryota, Metazoa, Nematoda, Chromadorea, Rhabditida, Onchocercidae. The transcript is spliced from 10 exons. Gene Ontology annotation, biological process: cell-cell adhesion. Gene Ontology annotation, cellular component: stress fiber; focal adhesion.